This is a messenger RNA of Funneliformis caledonium, 132 nucleotides long. NCBI's taxonomy places the organism in Eukaryota, Fungi, Glomeromycota, Glomeromycetes, Glomerales, Glomeraceae. The record is from the annotation of a GenBank genome assembly.
CCAAUCACAUUCCCAAUAGAUUCUGCGGAUUCUGCUAAAUCAGAAAAUCAGCUUUUCUGCUUAAGCAGUCAGAUUCUACCACCGCAGAUUUCUGGACACGGGAAGAUUGGCGUUCUUACACAUACUAUAUCA